Messenger RNA from Lathyrus oleraceus (garden pea), 1048 nucleotides. RefSeq lists its product as uncharacterized. The record is from RefSeq and is a predicted model, not a curated record. The transcript is spliced from 3 exons. Gene Ontology annotation, biological process: meristem development; meristem maintenance. Lineage: Eukaryota; Viridiplantae; Streptophyta; Magnoliopsida; Fabales; Fabaceae. The coding region runs from base 11 to 1048 and encodes 345 amino acids.
AGUAAGGGGAAUGAACUACAAUAGGUGUCCGAAACACGCUAUUGUAGUCUAUCGAAAUCUAUUGGAUCACAUUGGACAUGAUGAUUUUGUAUGGAGGCCAUAUCUGGGUCUGGAUCAUGAUGUGAACCAUGACGAUGCUGCAGUUUGGACAGCGAAGACACCAAUUAUCCGAUUCACUACAGUUGAAAUGCACCAAAGUGACAGGGUCAAACUGCAGUUCGGAAUGGUACAACAUAUCCCAGAGUCUCCCACGUGUUUGGGGAAUUGGCAUCAAAAAAGGGUCGAUGCACAGUGGGAUUAUUCGGACUGGAGAGACUUUGCAAAAGACAUGUGUCGUCAAUGGAGAAAUCGACGACAACACAUCCUGAACGAACCAGUCAUCCAAGGUGUAAGACCGACUCAACAAUAUAUGGCAUGGUUUAGGUCUGUAACAACUCAGCAAUUCGUAUCUGAGCCGCGGUAUUUGAUGGAUCCGCGCCAACUUGCUUCGUCAUCGUACGUCCCACAACAAUUCCCCACCCAACACCAAUGUGAACCCACCCAAACCCAACAACCAACCACACAACAUCAACCGACCACAUAUUCAAACCAACCAAACACCCAACAUCGCAACCCGUUCAUGCCAACCACCCAACAACGAACCAUCCAACGUCGCAAUCCCUUCAUACCACCCACCCAAACACAAAACCAAGAACCAAACCCCGCAACCACAACCGUCUAUACCACCGAUGAUUCAUAUGGGUCACGUCAUCCUAGCCCCCCACCAUUUAACACCCAACCACUGUUUAAAUAUAGUACGCCCCAAGAACCAUUGCUUCGUUUUCAAAACGACUCAAUGACCCAAUUUGGGCAACUAUACCGUCCCCAAUUCACCCAAUUCACCCAACCCCAACGCCCUAACUACGAUGACAUGGGCACCGAACUCCAUUACGGAAGCGCCGUUGGCCACAGCCCCUCCGGGUAUUGGGAGCAAAUGAUGACACAUCUUUCGAAUACCGCCGGAACCUCUGCCGGACCUUCCAACCAGCCAUCGCUCGAUCAGGUUUAA